Molecule: messenger RNA, 2284 nt
Organism: Dimorphilus gyrociliatus
Lineage: Eukaryota; Metazoa; Annelida; Polychaeta; Dinophilidae
Source: the annotation of a GenBank genome assembly
AUUCGUCCUCUAGCACCGGCUUCCUCCAUCACCUCUCUUCGAGCAGCUUGAUAUGCAGCUUCUGCAGGUUCUAAACCUCCUCCAGGAACGACCCACAUGUCUGGACGACGACUACCGCUUACAAGGAGCAGCUGGAGAAAUCAAAAACAUAUUUAUACAUAAUUAAUAUAAACACAUCAAGCCAAUUUACCUCGCUUUCUUGCGCAUUUUUAAAGCAAAGACAAGCUGCUCUUUGACGAAAACCAUCUUUGUCGUAACACCUUACAGAAUUAGGUUUCUCCUUCACCAUUACACUUUGUUAAAAAGUAAAUUUUUUCAGAAGCCCUUCGCAGUCACGGAGAAUUCUGUACGAUAUAUGCAUGUUUACAAAUUAACUUCUUUGGCCACCAUCUUGGAUCGCUGACAGGCGCUGCACAGCUGAGUAUUGCUGAUUGUUGCUGACCGAAAGAUGGCGGAUAAACAGAAAAAAGCUCGAACAUUUGAUUUUAAUGAAAUGUUUGAAAAGGCACGAAAAUUAGCAAUAGAGAGAGGGGCUAGUGUACUAGCAAAUAGAGAUGAUGAUGUCACUUCGAACAAAGUACCUGGCGAGGAUUCAAAAGAUAAAGAACUAUUAAAGCGGAAUUUGGAUUUACCUAGUUCAAGUAAAGCAUACGGUGAUGAUGACGACGAAGAAAAUAGCGAUGAUGAUGAUGAUGUUAUUGGUCCAAUGCCACCUCCAAAAAGUCAAGAUAAAGAUCUAGGAGACACUAGUGAAGAAGAUGACGAAGAAGAUGAAGAUGAAAAUGAAGAUGAAACUUUUGACAAUUUAGACGUCAAUCCUUUGAGUCGAAUACCCGUGGAUGGAGACGUUAUUUUACAACACGGAUCUAAGACGAUUUCAGCAAUUGGUAUCGAUAACAAUGGGGCUAGAAUGGCUAGUGGAAGCUUCGACUUUGAUGUUAAGUUAUGGGAUUUUGGUGGCAUGGAUUCUACAUUUCAAGCUUUCCGGUCAUUUAGACCUUGUGAAUGCCAUCAAAUAAAGUCCUUACAAUAUAAUAAUACGGGUGAUCUAUUGUUAUGUGUAUCUGGUAGUGCUCAAGCAAAAUUAUUAAAUAGAGAUGGAUAUACGAAAAUGGAAUGUGUUAAAGGUGAUCAAUAUAUAGUUGAUGUAGCAAAUACAAAGGGUCAUAUAGCCAUGUUAAACGGUGGAGACUGGCAUCCCUAUUAUCAAGAGGAGUUUAUGACCUUCUCAAACGAUGGUUCUAUUAGAUUGUGGGACGUUGGACGUUACCGUAAACAUAGAAAUAUAAUAAAGACAAAAACUAAGCAAGGUCGAAAAGCCAUUCCUACUGCUGCCACAUAUAAUAAGGACGGAAAAUAUAUAGUAGCUGCAUGCAAUGACGGAUCUAUACAAGUUUGGCCCCAUAAAGAAUAUUUUGUAAAUCCGGCGUUUAUUAUUCGAGAUGGUCAUCAGAAUGGAAGUGACACUUCCUGCGUAUCUUUUGCCUAUAAUGGAAAUAAUUUUGCAACCAGAGGUGGAGAUGAUACUGUUAAAUUAUGGGAUAUUCGAAAUACUAAAAAAUAUAUUGCCGAAAAAUCAGAUCUUUACAAUAGAUUUGCAAUGACUGACGUUAUUUUUAGCCCGGAUGAUCGUCUAGUCAUAACGGGACUCUCAACUAAACUCAAUGAAAAAGAGGGGAACGUAAUAUUUUUAGAUCGUGAUACUCUUUCGCCUGUAGCCGAUUUGACAGUUAGUACGUCAUCUGUCGUGCGGCUAGCUUGGCAUGCUCGGCUUAAUCAAAUAUUUUUGGGCUGCGGCGAUGGUGAUAUAAAAAUUUUAUACGAUGAAAAGAAGAGUAACAAGGGUGUAAAACUAUGCUUGGCAAGAAAGAUAAAAAAGAAGAAGCAGACGAAUGAUAAUCAAAUAAAUCAUAUUAUCACUCCUUAUGCUCUAUCUCUAUUUAAAGAGAAGAAGUACUCUAGCAAAAAGACUUUAGAGGAGAAACAAAGAAAAGAUCCUGUGAAAUCUCAUAGGCCAGAUCUACCUGUAAACGGACCAGGAAGUGGAGGAAGAUUGGCGACUAAGGGUGCAACUUUAGCCCAAUACGUACUGCAAUCAAUCGCCGUUAGAACUCAUGAUGAACGAGAUAAAGAUAUAAAGGCGGCUAUAUUACGUCAUGCAGAAGAGGCUGAAAAAAAUCCGUUUUGGGUUACUCCAGCAUACAAAAAGAAUCAGUCUGCUGUAUCUACUAGCAAAGAAUCUAAAGAAGAUGAUGAGCAACCUCCAACGAAAAAGCAAAAAUGA